This is a messenger RNA of Williopsis jadinii, 519 nucleotides long. RefSeq names its product Egd2p (gene EGD2). The record is from RefSeq and is a predicted model, not a curated record. Bases 1 to 519 code for a protein of 172 amino acids. Lineage: Eukaryota; Fungi; Ascomycota; Saccharomycetes; Phaffomycetales; Wickerhamomycetaceae. The transcript has a single exon. Gene Ontology annotation, cellular component: cytoplasm; nascent polypeptide-associated complex. Gene Ontology annotation, biological process: protein targeting to membrane.
AUGUCCAAGAUCGAAGAGUUGCCAGAAGAGAUCCCACAAGGUGCUGAAGUCACCGUCAUCUCCAAGAACGAGAAGAAGGCCCGUGCCUUGAUCGCCAAGUUGAACUUGCGUCCAGUCAAGGGAAUUGCCAGAGUCACUUUCAGAAAGGCUGGUAACCAGAUCUACGCCAUUGACAGACCAGACGUUUACAAGUCUGCUGCCGGUACCUACAUUGUCUUUGGUGAGGCCAAGCUCGAGGACUUGACCGAGAGAUUGCAACAGGCUCAACAGCAAGUUGGUGCUGAGGAGGAGUUGGCUCCAAAGGACCCAGCCUCCAUCACUGCUGACUUGGAGGCUGCCGCCAUCUCUGGCCCAGCUGCUGAGGAGGAGGACGACGAGGAAGUUGACGAGACUGGCUUGUCCGAGGAGAACUUGAAGGUUGUCAUGGAGCAAGCUGGUGUCUCCAGAGCCAAGGCUGCUAAGGCUUUGAAGAAGCACGACAACGACUUGGUCAACGCCAUCAUGGAGUUCACUUCUUAG